UACGCAGAGUACAAAUUAAUUAUUUUACCAAAAAUUUUGUAAUGCAAGUGCUGGAAUUUACCUUUAAAGUGUUAACAAUAUGCGGUUGUUGGCGACCAGAGUCAUGGACAUCGAAAUAUAAACGCAUAAUAUAUCGAGUGUACACAGUUUUAAUAAUUUUGUUAGUAAAUAGUUUCACACUGUCGCAAUUUAUGGAUAUAAUUCUUAUCGCAGACAAUCCCGACGACGUUUCUGAUAACUUUUGCAUACUGCUCCCUAUGUUUAUUUCUUGUUACAAACUGCUCAGUCUAUUAGCAAAUCAUAAACGUAUUGUCAAAUUAACUAAUAUUUUGACAAAGGAACCGUGCAAACCGUCAAAACCGAAUGAAAUGAAAAUUUACUAUAAAUUCGAUAAAGGCAUACAACUUAACACUUUUCAUUAUGCAGCUCUGGGCUUAGUGACAUGCAUCUCUAUUACAUUUAUAUCUUUAUUGACGGAUUUCGGUGAAAGGAAAUUAACGUACAGAGCCUGGGUGCCGUUCGAUUAUUCAUCUACGAUCGUAUUUUGCAUGUUAUACGCUCAUCAGCUGAUAUGUUUGAAUAUGGCUGCAUUGUUGAACGUCGCUUGCGACGGUCUCAUCUGCGGAUUAUUAGUGCACAUUUGCUGCCAAUUUGAAAUCUUGGCAUAUCGUUUGAGAAAAAUCAUGCUUUAUUCAAACACUCUUCGUAAUUGCGUGCGACAACAUUGCAAGAUUUUCAGAUUUGCUGUUAUUGUAAAUGCAACAUUUAGAAUGGUUAUUACUACGCAACUUUUAAUAAGUAUGUUGGUGGUAUGCUUCAAUCUCUAUCAAUUAACUCAAAUGGGGAUAAGCGCAAGAUGUAUUCGAUUAGCAAUGUUCAUGUGUUGUAUGCUGACACAAAUUUUCGUCUAUUGUUGGUAUGGCAAUGAAGUUAAAUUAAAGAGUCGCCAAUUCAUUGAUAGCAUUUUUCAAAUUGAAUGGUUAGAGAUGGACACACAUUUAAAAAAAUCUUUAAUAAUAAUAAUGAAGCGUACAACAAUGCCUAUCGAAAUCACGAGCGCUUACACUAUUUCGAUGAAUCUUGAUUCUUUUAUGGGUAUACUUAAAACGUCAUAUUCCGCUUACAACUUGCUUAAACAAAUGUAAUGAAAUUGACUUAUA
Messenger RNA from Nylanderia fulva, 1160 nucleotides. RefSeq names its product odorant receptor 46a-like. Gene Ontology annotation, molecular function: olfactory receptor activity; odorant binding. Gene Ontology annotation, biological process: detection of chemical stimulus involved in sensory perception of smell; sensory perception of smell. Lineage: Eukaryota; Metazoa; Arthropoda; Insecta; Hymenoptera; Formicidae. Gene Ontology annotation, cellular component: plasma membrane. The record is from RefSeq and is a predicted model, not a curated record.